UGCGCAUCAAAAUAGAUAUAAUUAUAGAAAUUACUUGACUGAAUCACUUCGGUCUUAGCACGGUCUUAGUAGAGUUGAAAGUGAUGCAGCCGUAGACAUGGCAUUGCUAAAAAUCGUAUUACUUCCAGCGGUUUUGUGCGCUUUACUUGUGAAAAGUGACACAGACGGACAAGUGAGCGAUAGGGGCGCACAGACUUACCCCCUGAUUUCAGCCGUUUUAGACCACCUGAAUGCCAACCCCAAUAAGGUCUUCGACUACGAUAGAGGCUCUUUGUUAAGUGCCGAAAACAAGGGAAGCGUUAUAGAAGUGUCUGUUGAAGUGGAGGUGAGCUGUAACAACAACUACCCGGGAAUACCUUGCAAUGAACAUGCCCUCAUAUGCAAUGCUUUUUUGGGCCCUCAUGCUCUUAACUCCAGUGCCUAUAUGGUACUGAGCGAUGUGAGGUGCAGUCCAACAAUGGAAAAUACAAUGGAAGAAGCUGACGAAUCCAUUGCCAGCACGCGUGAAGCUAUUGGAGACCAAAAGUUGGACCUGAGCAAUGAGGCACUCAACCCACGACAGGAGAGCGCUGACUUUGUAGCUGUCCGAACUAACGAUAACUUAUGCGGAGGGUGUCCGUAUGAUUUGCACACAGACGCCGAAGGAGUGGAUGAACUAGUCGACAAUGCUCUCAAGCACAUAGAAAGUGAGAGAUCGCAAAGAUACCGAAUCACCAAAAUUCGACGCCUGCAGCAGCAGGUGGUAGCAGGAAUUAAGUACAUCCUGCUUGCGGAUGUCGCCCAGACAACCUGCUCGAAAGAUGCUGAUGUAUCGGCUCUAUGUGCUCUGGACGAAAGCAUCGAUCCCAUCGUGUGUAAAGUCUCGUUUAUCGAGCAACCCUGGAUCAGCAAGAACAAACACAUUAUUGAAAACAACUGCACCUUGUCGCAGGAAUUCGAAUGCUUCAACCAUUCGUCAAAUAGAAAAAACGAUGAGAGCAACGAAAUCAUUCCACACAAAGAUUUAGAUAUUUCCAAACCGGACGUCGUUCAGAAACCCACAGCGGGCCACAAUUUUGAUGCAAUCGCCCAAACCGGCAAUAUGGAGGCGCUGAUAGAUCCAGAACAUUUGGCUGAUAUAGAAUCGCAAAUUUUACUCGAUGUUGGCAUUAAAGAGAACCGGCCGAAGAGUUAUGCAACGCCUCAGGAUCAAACAGUCUAUUCUAAAGUGGAUGAACCCUUGUCAACCUCCACAGACCUCCAAAGCUUAAAAGUAGAACCUUUACGAACGCUGUACGAGUCGUUGCCAAUUGACGAAGAGCAGGAACAAGAUGCAUAUGCGACCAUUCCUCAAAUCGAUUUUCUGUCGCCCACCAAGGCUAUUGAAUCCAUUCCGAACCCUAACUGGUACUGGCUGGAGAAAACGGACCAUCAAUUCAAAAGAAACGCAAAGGACGACAGUUCAUUCGAAGAAUCCAAUGAAUCGAAAAGCGACUCGUCUGAAGAAAAGAAACAGCCAACGGAAUCAUCCACUUUAAAGCAGCUCGAUGAGGGUGUUACCGUUAAAACUAGAAGAAACGUGGACGACACCAGCGAAAGCUUGUCACACUCCAAAGAUUCAUCUGAGGAGUCAAACAGACCCAAGAGAACGACAACGGACAGCAGUGAAAGCGACUCAGACUCCAAGGAUUCAUCUGAAGGAGCCGCCAGGAAAGCCGAAGCAACUGAAGCAAAAGAUAGGGUUCAGAGGGAUGCAAACAGAGACUCAACCGGAGAAUCCGCAUCCUCAUCAACGGAGUCGAAAGAAAAAAUUGGGCCAACCAGACAGAGACGAUCCAUUGGCCAACUAGAAAAGAUUCUUCCCGAGGAAAAGAUCAUUGUUAGGGGAUUAGCGGACUUUGCAGCUACAUCAAUGGACUACAUCGACGACGAUCACCACAAGAGGGUGAUUUUGCAGAUUCUGGGCGCAAAAAAACUGAAACUUGACGGUAUUUACUAUCAGAUAAUUCUGCGCUUGGGUAUCUCGCAAUGCAACGAGAACGAGCAUAAUGACAACUGCAAAGACAAGCUUUUUACGAACUUGACGAAGAUUUGCAAAGUGCAGGUGCAUGUGGACGACGACUAUUCCAAUCCGAAAGUUGUGAAAUCGCAAUGCCAAAAUAUCAAGAAAGAUGAAAAUGAUAGAAAUCGCACUAACUAUAGCCGGUACAGACGGCAAAUCGUCGGCGCUCCUGCAGAUGUACCUGCCGAUGAUCCCGAAGUAAAGGCAAUUAUUAAAAAAACCUUAGACAAACUGGAUGCUGCAUCUGAUCACCCAAAUAAGCGCAAAACCACUGAGAUAGUUUCCGUAACAAGCCAAGUGGUGGCCGGUAUCAGAUACGUAGUAACGGCGAAAAUUGGCCUGACUAGUUGCAAGAAAACAGAGAACAAAUUGGGCGACACCUGCGAUCUGCUAAACGGAACAGUGCCUGAAACUUGUACGAUUGACUUCACGGAACAGCCCUGGGUGAAGAAGACUUACUUCGUAGUUACGUGCAACGAUAAGGUGUAUAAUUUCGGCAAUCACGAUCGAGUGAGACGAAAUUGUCCUGGAUGUCCGUCUGAUCUGGACCCGUCUGAAAUUGACCACUACUUAACUAAAGGUCUCAGUCAUUUGGACUCCAGUUCGACCAGCAACAAUCGCUACAUUUCAGAGAAAAUUCUGCGCUCUACCAAGCAACUGGUUGCUGGUUGGUUUGUGACUAUUAAGGCGCAAAUCACCGAAUCCAAUUGCCCGAAAUCUAAUACAGAGGCCAAGGAUUGUACCAAGUUGCAAGGCAGUAAGAGUAAAGUGUGUUCCUUUAGAAUCUGGGAACAACCCUGGAUUAAUUUCACCCAAAUUGGAGUCACAUGCGAUAACGAAGACACGCAAGUAUUUCGCUCAAGAAGAGCUAUUAGUGAUGAACAUUUUGAAUCACCUGCAGAGAGAGUGCAUGGCAAAUCAACUCACGCCGAUGCGUUGAAGAAUGGUUUCUUGCAAUUUAUGAACAAGUACAAUAAACAGUACAAACAUCGAAUCGAAUUCAACUUUCGUUUAAAGGUAUUCAGGGACAACUUGAAUAGGAUAGACCUUCUAAAUAAGUACGAAAGAGGAACCGCCCGAUACGGAAUCACACAAUUCGCAGAUUUAACUGAAGCAGAAUUUUCAAAGCUACACGGCUACCGGCCAGAAUUGAGAAACGAGAACGAAUUACCAUUCGCUCGGGCAAAUAUUCCAGACAUUGAAUUACCGACGGAUUUCGAUUGGCGCGCCAAAGGUGCUGUUACUGAAGUGAAAAACCAGGGCUUAUGCGGUAGCUGUUGGGCUUUCAGUGUAACUGGGAACAUUGAAGGACAAUACGCGCUAAAGCAUGGCGCUCUACUAGAAUUCUCUGAACAAGAGCUGGUUGAUUGCGAUAAGGAGGACCAAGGAUGUAAUGGAGGACUGAUGGACACCGCUUACAGGGUAAUUGAAAAAAUGGGCGGCUUGGAAAGCGAAUCCGACUACCCGUAUGAGGGUGCAGAUGAGACCUGCAUCUUCAACAAAGGCAAAGUCAAGGUGCAAGUUACCGGAGCCUUAAAUAUCAGUCAAAAUGAAACGGACAUGGCCAAAUGGUUGGUGCAGAAUGGACCGAUUUCCAUCGCCAUCAACGCCAAUGCCAUGCAGUUUUACUUUGGCGGGAUUUCGCAUCCCUGGGCGUCGCUUUGCAGCCCCAAUUCGUUGGAUCAUGGCGUUUUAAUUGUCGGAUAUGGGGUGCAUUCUUACGCCUUAUUUAAUCGAACCAUCCCCUACUGGAUUGUUAAGAACUCCUGGGGACCAUCUUGGGGUGAGCAGGGCUACUAUCGCGUAUUUCGAGGCGAUGGAACUUGCGGCUUGAAUCAAACUCCAUCAAGUGCCAUAGUCGCUUAAGCCGAUCGGAGAUUAUCAAUUAACAAGUGUGAUAAAGCAAUACAUUGGGCUGUACUUUUAUCACGAUUUUAGAUUUUCUAUACCUAUGUUUUUAAUCGUAUUUUGCAAUAUAUAUGUAGAUAUUUUUUUUAGGUUUUUAUGAAUGAUGUAGUGCAAAUGCAAGGUAUUUGAUAAGACUACCUGGGAUGUUUCUGUGCAGCCGAAACAUACAAUUUACAUUUAAAGAAUCUCUAAUAUAUCGAGUAACGCAAGAUUAUAUAGAUGUUUGCUUGCUUUAGAUCUGAAUAGAAGGUGGCUUUCAAUGAAUUGGAAUUCGGUGAAUGUUAUACAUAUUAUAUUUGAAUUUUGUAUGAAAAAUUAUUAAAUUGUUCCAGUGUU
Molecule: messenger RNA, 4285 nt
Organism: Dendroctonus ponderosae (mountain pine beetle)
Lineage: Eukaryota; Metazoa; Arthropoda; Insecta; Coleoptera; Curculionidae
Exons: 14
Coding region: 98-3907 (1269 amino acids)
Cellular component (GO): lysosome
Molecular function (GO): cysteine-type endopeptidase activity; cysteine-type endopeptidase inhibitor activity
Source: RefSeq, a predicted model, not a curated record